AUGGAAAGAAACACGGCUGUUAGCUUCUUACUGCUCUUCUUAUGUGGGGGGCUCUCGGUGUCUGUGGAGCAAAUGCUUGCAACAGUGGAUGGCAGUUCACAUGUGUUUUCAGAUCAAGAUACUCUGCAAAAUACUGGUCGACACUAUGGUGGUGGUGUGAAGCCAAAAUUCAGUGUAAAUCAAGUAGCAAUUACACAGGUUGUCAGCUACAACUUGAGCAGGAAAGGACAGCUAGAAAGAGCAUCCUGGAGGCCGUUCACUCACAGCCACUACAGCCCUCUUAACGUCACAGUUAAUGGCACACCCUGCAUUCUCUUCUGGGCCAAGAGGAUCAUGAUUAAGUUUGAAAACCACACGCAACUGGAUUUGACUGAGAAGACAUUUGGUGUCCAUGCAACAGUGGAUGUUGGAGAUUCAAACUGCAGUGAAGACAAUGCAAUGCUUUCUCUGAAGUUUGGAGAUAUUGGCAAUCUAAAGGGACUUGUUAUUAGAUUCUUACUAACAACCAGCUAUUACCAGCUGUCUGUUCAGAACUGGUUCAGUGUACACAGACUGCAGCUUCUUUACAACCACUCCGUACUGGCGACAUUUAAUGCAACCAGAAUAUAUGCGCCGGCAAGUUACUCCUUCCACUGUGAACAUGUGAGCAGCUUGCAGAGAUAUGAUGCACUCCUGAUACCCAGCUCUGCAAAUGAUGUUUCAAAGCUUUGGGAAGUCACUUUUAUUGAUUUCCAGAUUCAAGGCUUUAACAUUCAAGAAGGACAUUUUGCCUAUGCAAAAGAUUGUGCAUCUUUUUUCUCUCCAGCAAUUCUUAUGGGAUUGGUUAUGUCACUGAUUCUGCUGCUGGUUCUUGCCUAUGCUCUUCAUAUGUUGAUUCACCUCAAAUCUCUUGAUAGGCACUAUGAAUGCAAAGCUUCUCCUGCCUAUUUUGUACAAAUGAAAGACAAUGACAUGGGGGAUGAGAAAGAGCCGCUGAGAAGCAAUGGAAAUGAGUCCUGUGAACUUAGAAACCAACAGCUCUGUAAAAUCUAUAUUUAG
Molecule: messenger RNA, 1038 nt
Organism: Cygnus atratus (black swan)
Lineage: Eukaryota; Metazoa; Chordata; Aves; Anseriformes; Anatidae
Product: V-type proton ATPase subunit S1-like protein
Exons: 7
Coding region: 1-1038 (345 amino acids)
Cellular component (GO): proton-transporting V-type ATPase complex
Source: RefSeq, a predicted model, not a curated record